AUGAGCAAUCUCGGCGCUGGAAAGGUUCGAUUCCAAACCGCUUUCGUUCCCUCAAAACACAUAACAGCCAAACAGGCUCGUCAAAUUCAUUCCUUGGCCAAUCCACCGCCACCACCACAAGUUCCAGGACAAACACCUCAACCACCUCCUUUCUUUUACACGACUACCACAUCCAUUCUUCAUGAUAAUCAACGCAAUAGAAAGAAGGAUCGUACAGGAAGAAAUCGGAAACGGUUUUUAUUUAAUACGAGAUGGAAUGAUGAAAGGAAGGAUCAUCAUUCAUUGUUGAGUGUCGGAUCAUCAUCCUCUGUGAUUCAAUUUGAAUCCACCUUCUCUCUCGUGUAUCCCAAGAUGAAUCCAGAGAAUGGUUUUUAUGAUCCUCCAAAAUCAUCGGAUUCCAUCAAUUCCAUUCAAACUCAAUUCCAUCGCGAGCAACGAGAGGAAUUGCAACGUAUCCGAACCAUUCAGAAUCGUGCCAAGAGAAAUCGAGAAAAACUGAUGAAAAAGAUGAUGAUCAAACAGACUCAAGAGCAUCAAUCCGAUGAAAUGGAAUCAUCAACAAACUCAACAACAUUGGUCUUGGAUCAAAAUCACUCACAAGAAGCAAUGAUUGAACAACGUAUUCAAGCCUUAAUGCAAACUCCCCCAUUGAGAGCAGCUCCAAGAACAGCUCCUUCGCAUGUAUCCGCAUUGGGAUGGUCCAGUCGAACGACUGCUUUGACCAAUGUGACCUAUUUUAGACCUGGUGGAAAAAUGCAUUGA
Messenger RNA from Naegleria lovaniensis, 762 nucleotides. RefSeq lists its product as uncharacterized. The transcript has a single exon. Lineage: Eukaryota; Heterolobosea; Eutetramitea; Acrasida; Naegleriidae. Bases 1 to 762 code for a protein of 253 amino acids. The record is from RefSeq and is a predicted model, not a curated record.